AUCAAUACAAAAUGGCGUUAACAAAUUCUGAAUAAAAUAUUAAACAAUUGUCAAAACGAGAACAACCGGUGUUUUAAACUUUUAAUUAACCAAUUUGUUAUUAAUAUCAAAAAAGCCUGUGAAAUCCAAAUAUAAAAAAAAAACUUUAUGCAUUAUAAAUUCUUAAGAAAAUGGCACAACGAUUUUCUGCGUCUGGUGCAAGUCCAACUCCUGUUGGAGGACCACCUCAACGGUAUGGCCCACCACAAAGUUCAGGUUUAAGACAAUAUUCUGCACCAAAUUUUCCUUUUCCACAGCGUAGCGGUUUUACUCCACCACCAAACAUGAGUGGUCCAGGCGGUGGUCCUGGAGGUCCAGUUACGGGUCCAACUGGUCCUGUUGGUAGUGGUCCAGGUGGUCCUGGAGGUCCAGGCAGUGGGCCAAUGAUGCCACGACCACCACAACAAACAUAUUCACCUAUACGUGGAGGACCAAUGUCAAAUCCAUCUACAGGUGGUGUGAAACGGGGCAAUCAAGAUAGCCGGGGACAAAUUCAACAGCAGAAAGCUGAUUUUACACAUUCCGCGAAUAAGAAAAAGAAAAAAUUAGCUGACAAAAUCCUACCACAAAAAGUACGUGAUUUAGUUCCAGAAAGCCAAGCAUAUAUGGAUUUAUUAGCAUUUGAGCGUAAAUUAGAUGCAACGAUAAUGCGUAAACGUUUGGACAUUCAAGAGGCGUUGAAACGUCCAAUGAAACAAAAACGUAAAUUACGUAUUUUCAUCUCAAAUACAUUUUAUCCUAGUAAGGAUCCAAAUAGCGUAGAUUCGAAUAAUAUGUCUAAUAAUAAUUUAACAACACCAUCUUCAGCAAAUUCUGGUGCAAACUCGAACACUAAUACCGACUCAUCGAACACAACUACACCAAGUACCCAAAAUUCAUCAAUUGAAGGGAGCGUUGCAUCAUGGGAACUUCGUGUCGAAGGUCGACUUCUUGAAGAUAACAAUAAAAAUGAUCCGACUAAAAUUAAACGAAAAUUCUCGUCAUUCUUUAAAUCACUGGUAAUCGAACUGGAUAAAGAACUUUAUGGACCGGAUAAUCAUUUAGUUGAAUGGCAUCGUACAUUAACGACUCAAGAAACCGACGGUUUUCAAGUAAAAAGACCUGGUGAUAAAAAUGUACGAUGUACAAUUUUAUUACUAUUAGAUUAUCAACCAUUACAAUUUAAAUUAGAUCCCCGUCUUGCGCGAUUACUUGGAGUUCAUACUCAAACACGUCCUGUAAUUAUUUCCGCCCUCUGGCAGUAUAUCAAAACGCAUCGUCUUCAAGAUGUCCAUGAACGAGAGUAUAUUGUAUGUGAUAAAUAUUUAGAACAAAUUUUCAGUUGUCAACGGAUGAAGUUCGCUGAAAUUCCACAACGUUUAAAUCCAUUACUUCAUCCCCCAGAUCCAAUUGUGAUUAACCACGUUAUAUCCGUGGAAAAUAAUUCAAAUUCAGCGUUACCAACGGAAAGUAAACAAACAGCUUGUUAUGAUAUUGACGUAGAAGUUGAUGACACACUUAAAACCCAAAUGAAUAAUUUCUUGCUAUCGACUGCAUCUCAACAAGAGAUUCAAGGCUUGGAUUCGAAAAUCCAUGAAACAGUCGAUACAAUAAAUCAACUAAAAACAAAUCGAGAAUUCUUUUUAUCAUUUGCAAAAGAUCCCCAACAGUUUAUUAAUAAAUGGAUUAUAUCACAAACACGAGAUCUUAAAACCAUGACGGAUAUUGUGGGUAAUCCGGAAGAGGAACGUCGAUCUGAUUUCUAUUAUCAACCAUGGGCACAUGAAGCUGUUUCACGGUACUUCUACUCAAAGGUACAACAGAAACGUGCAGAAUUAGAACAAGCUUUGGGUAUACGAAAUGGUUAGAAUUAGUAGAGGACUGCUUUAAAAUUAUUUAUAUUUUUUAAUUAUUUUAAAAUAUGUCAUUUGUACUUUUUAAUUACU
Chrysoperla carnea is the source of this 1964-nucleotide messenger RNA. RefSeq names its product brahma-associated protein of 60 kDa (gene Bap60). Gene Ontology annotation, biological process: regulation of transcription by RNA polymerase II. The transcript is spliced from 4 exons. Bases 171 to 1886 code for a protein of 571 amino acids. The record is from RefSeq and is a predicted model, not a curated record. Gene Ontology annotation, cellular component: SWI/SNF complex; nucleus. NCBI's taxonomy places the organism in Eukaryota, Metazoa, Arthropoda, Insecta, Neuroptera, Chrysopidae.